Molecule: messenger RNA, 1224 nt
Organism: Trifolium pratense (red clover)
Lineage: Eukaryota; Viridiplantae; Streptophyta; Magnoliopsida; Fabales; Fabaceae
Product: L10-interacting MYB domain-containing protein-like
Exons: 3
Coding region: 120-1028 (302 amino acids)
Source: RefSeq, a predicted model, not a curated record
ACGUUCUCUGCAAAAUUAAAUUCGGUUACUUGUUUCUUCCUCACACUGCUGAAAAGUACACAAAUUAUCGAAUUCAACAUUUCUUCAACACCCACCCAGCAGUCAGUUAAGAGAAGAAGAUGGAACUUGAACCCAGUAAUCAAUCCAAGCAAGAGCGUUCAAGGACAAGAUGGACGGCACCCCUUGACAAGGUAUUUGCAGACUUGGUUGUCAAGCAGAUUCAGCUGGGGAAUAGACAAAAUGAUGUUUUUGACAAGAAAACGUGGAAUCACAUUCGUGAUGAGUUUAACAGGCAAACAGAUCUUAAUUUCAAUAAUAAUCAAUUGAGGAAACAUCUAGAUGUUCUUCGGACACGCUUCUAUAAUUUGAAAACUACAAAUGAUCAAAAUAAUGGCUUUGUAAUUGAUGAUCCCCUUUACAUUGGCCUUGAACAGUGGGAAGACAUAGGGGCACAGCCUAGGAAUGAAACAGUUAAAGGGAAAGAAUGUCCGAUAUAUAAGCAACUCUGCACAAUAUUCACAGACUCUCCCGCCGAUGGGAAAUAUGCUCAAUCUAGUCACUAUGAAGAGUUAGAUAAAUCAGUCGAUGCUGCUGGCUUGAUUUCAUAUCCAGAAAUUGGGGUCUCACAUUAUGAAAAUCCAUCAACCUCAAAAUCCAUUCUAGGGAAUAUCUCAACUGUUGAGAAAGUGAUCAAGAAUUCUCUUGAUAGAAAAAGGAAACGGCUUAAUGAAACACAAACUACUAGUCUGGAUCAAGACACAUGCAAUGCUAUGGCAGACACCUUGUUAGAGAUGCUUGAUGUGUCGAGGGUAAGGGCGGUUGUUUUGAAUGUAAGUGAUGAUAAAUAUUCCAUAACAAACUGCAUUAGGGCUCUGGAUGAAAUACAAGGCAUUGAUCAACAGCUCUAUUUUUCUGCACUGGACCUCUUUGAGAAUCCUAGUUUCAGAGAGACAUUCAUUUCUUUAAAAAGUAUCAAGAUUCGGCUUACAUGGUUACAAGGAAAGUGCAGUAAAAGUUGGUUUCGUUAGUACAGGUUUAAGUCAUUUUGAAGUUGACUUAUUUUUUACUUAGGCUAUAGGCUAAGUAUAUACUCUUCUUUUUUUUUGCUUUGCUGUAAGUAAUUUUUUAUUACCUCUUGCAACCUUUCGCAACUGUUUACAAGUGCCAUUUCAUCUGAACAUGAUUCCUGUAGUUAUUUCUUCCAAUACGAUAUGAUUUUGAUGA